AAUCGUGUCGAAUUGCUGAACGAUUCAUUCAGGAGUCGGUUCAGACUGGAGCUGAAUGCUGAUCCGCCUUUUGUUGUAGUGAGUGCACAUGGCCUGGGGGGGAACAUGUGAAGUAUUAGAGGCGGAGGGCAGAACCCUGGCCUGGACUGGGAGCUUCUCAGCUCGCCCUGUUUCUGCUGCAGCUCUGAAGUAAGUUACCUCAAACAGCCAGGCAGCCCGGAGGAGAAGGAGGAGUCGGUUGAUUGAUUCAGUUGAGAGUCGGUUGGUGUGCAUGUGCGGGUUGUUAGUUAGCUCGGCUAGAAGCUUGUGUUUGUUAGCUAGCUCUGGCCCAUUUAGCGUUAGCUAGCUAAAGGCUAACGGCUCCGAUGCUACAGCGCCUCUGCCAUGACUAAGACGCCCGGCAGCGCGGCUCUGUGCCCGGGUGGCGGGGAUGUGCUGCCCCGGCUCGGGGUUGUGGAGCAGCAGAGCCCGUGUCCGCCUCCGCACCGCGGCACAGCGGCAGCGGCGGCGGCGGCUCUCCCCGCGCUGGUUGUAACCUGUGAACCUCGUAUCCCUCAGCUCGCCGCCGCGGAGGAGCAGGAGAAGAAGAACCGCGCUCCGGGAGUUAGCGGACUCUCCAUCGGCUCCAACACGGACGAGGAGUCGCUGUGCUCGGACAGCGGCUUCAGCGGCUCCCCCGCCUCCUCUCUGGUUCUCCGAAAGCUCUCCAACUCCUCCUCAGCCGGACUGUCGCCAACCUCCUCCAUAGAGGAGUAUGAGGAGGAGGGUCAGGGUGCUGGAGGUUCAGGGCCACGGAACAGCAGGGCGUGCACAGCCGACCACGAUACUAGUGAAUUGUGGAAGAGGAAUAAAAACAUGGUGAAUUGGUCACCGGUGGUGGUUCCUCUGGAAAAGCGUUCUCCUUGGGUUCAAGUGGUCGGUCAUGCAGGUAAUUUUCAGACAGGCAGUGAUGGGAAGCUGCUGAAGAAGUACUGUGCCUGUGAGCAGCAGUGUUUGCAGCGGCUGAUGGAGGACGUCCUGCGGCCCUUUGUACCUGGAUAUCAUGGCUUGACCCAGAGAGAUGAGCAGGACUACAACCUCAUGGACGACCUGCUCGCUUACUUCGACUCUCCCUGCAUCAUGGACUGCAAAAUGGGAAGCCGGACGUACCUGGAAGAGGAGCUGAAGAAAGCACGCAAGAAUCCGCAGCCACGUAAAGACAUGUACGAGAAAAUGGUAGCAGUAGAACCAGAGGCACCGACACCCGAGGAAAGGACCCAGCAAGCAGUGCUCAAAACCAGAUAUAUGCAGUGGAGGGAGACCCUGAGCUCCACCGCCACCAUGGGCUUCCGUAUAGAGGGCAUCAAGAAAUCUGAUGGCACAUGCAACACCAACUUUAAGAGGACUAAAGACAGGGAGGAAGUGAUGCAGGCAUUAGAAGACUUUGUUGACCACAACCUGUCUGUCCUGAAAAGCUACCUACAACGGUUAAAGGAGCUGCGAGUUCAGCUGGAGAAAUCGGACUUCUUUAAAGCACACGAGGUGGUUGGAAGCUCCCUGCUGUUUGUGCACGACCACAGUGGCCGAGCUGGAGUGUGGAUGAUUGACUUUGGCAAGACGGUACCCGUGCCCCCUCCUCUCACUCUGGACCACCGGAGCCCAUGGGUGGAGGGAAAUAGGGAGGAUGGCUACCUCUGGGGCCUGGACAAUUUUAUUGACAUUUUGACCAACAUGCUCUCUGGGCAGUGAAAUCAUUUCCCUGUUUAAAUGCACAAAACAGACUACACCUCGAGGACGUCUUGAAAUGUACUGUGUACUGUUUUUCCUUGUAAAUAGACUUUUUAUUUAAUUUUAUGAAAAUGUGGAGCAGUUUGGAUAUUUUGUCUGAUGUAGAAAGUUUUGUAGCCGAGGCGAAAGUUUUUAGUCUUAUCCGGAAAUGGCUGAUGUGGCGGCAGAUUGUAAAGUUCUGGUUCCUAACAAGCCAGAGCGACGGGAGAAGGGGAUUACGAGAUUGAGCUGAGAUUAAGUGCAGCUCCUGCUGUAGUGUGGGUUUUAUACCGGCCCAAAGUGACAAAGAGAGCUGAGCUUUUAAAGCAAAGAUCCAAAUUUACCAUUUAAUCUUCAGUACUAUGCACAUGUUUUAGGCAACUGUAAAAAAAGACAGUUUUAAAGCUCCUUUUUUGGGCUGUAAGUGAUAUUUUUUUUUUAUUAGUUUGGUAAAACACUAUAAACACUAUUAUAUUAGAACCAAUCUACCAUCAACCAUUUAGGGCUGUAACGAUUAGUUGAUAUAAUCGACAAUGUAGAUUAUUUCAAUUUUGUAGACUAAUCAUUAUUUGUAACAGUCCCGCAUUACACAAAGUGCUGGGAACAGAAGCGCAAUGAGAGAUGGGUAAAUGGCUCACUCACACAGUUUAUAUUCAACUUAGUCUGUGUCUCCAAAAGUGUCCUAACAUAAUAGAUUACAUAUUUACUCACUAAAUAUCAAUACUUCCUCUUUUAAACAACAUCCAGACUGUUUGCAUCUUUUUUAGAGAUGGAGGACAUGGCAGAAAUGAUCAUUGACUACUCGACUAAUCGAAAAAGUAAUCUGAUUAUUUGACUACAAAAAUAAUAAUUUGUUGCAGCCCUACUACCAUUUAUAGAAAACAUCAUAUAUUUUAAUCUCACUGAGUUCUAUGUUAAAACAUCUCGAAAUUUCUCAUCAUUGAGUCUAGUAUGAUGCAUAAUUCUCAUUUAUAUUAGCAUAUGGUUUGGUAAAUUUGGUGAGCUGUUUUGACUUUUUUUUAUCUAAAGUGAUAUGAACUUUUUUUAAAAAAGAAAAAAUCAUUUUAUGUCGUAUUAUUUAGUUUAUUUGCAUCUAUUAUUAGAGUAUGUUGUGCAUUUUCAAACAGAAACACUCUGCUGUUGCUGACAUAAGAGGUUUUGAACUUUUGAGUAAUGUGUUGGGUGCCUAAACAUUUGCACAGUACUGUAUUGUCCAUGCUUAUAUAGGUACAUGAAGUGCUUUGUUGGGGAGCUCUGAUAUUUGGGAGAUGCUCUGUAUAGAGCUGCUGUUUUUUUUUAAUGCUCAGAAGCGACAGUUGAUGAGGUGGAUUGGGAGGCGUACCAGUUGGGAGAAGACACUUACUUAGGAAGAUUUGGGUCUCGCUGGAGGGAAUUGUACUGUAUCUGGGCGUUCCAAAGAGAAAUUGGUGGGAUGGAAGGCAACAGUGAUAACCUAUGCCAGAAUUCAGUCCUGGAGGGCCAGCCUUCAGCAUAGAUUGAUGGCUGGCCUCACUGGUGGAAGGAUGGUUAAAAAAAAAAUCCCUCUUAAGUGGAAAAAGGGCGCAAAGUGCCCUAUUGGCUGCCAUUUGUAGGAGCUACAGUGCUUCUUCUCUUUUUCCAACAUAUUACUAUUAUGUGCCUCCAGAUCAAGACAUUAUAUAACAUAAUCUUAAGUCUUAACACAUCUGAUUCUACUGGCAACUGCCGAACAAUGCUGCAGACCAGCCCUCCAAGACUCUAAAUUGGACUGAGUGGACAAGAUUAUGGUAAUCAUCAUGAUUUCCUCAUUGCUCAGGCUUGGCUUUUAUAAAAGAUGUUUGUACAGGAAAUGGGAAAAGGAAAUGUUUUUUUUUUAGUUACAGAGUGCUUUCCUACUGAAAGGAAUGAAUGCCAGUGAAAAUCUGGACCGACAUUCUAGUCGUAUGUUAAUGGAUAUUCUUUAUCGCGAAGUUGUCAAAUCAUUUUGUGACCAAGUAAAUUAUAUAAUAUACCUAUGAUCAAACCUGACUUGAGGUCUAGCUGUGUAUUUAGUCAGAUGUUCACUUAUCAUUUUAUAAAAGCUUGAUUGAUCUCUGUCUGUAGCUUUGUCUCAAAGCCUAGGCUGCAGUGGAGGUGGGCAGUAUUUCUCAGCUGCUUUUCCAUUGCAGGAAUGAACAGUUUUGAGGACGGAGGCUAACCAUUCACGUGGCUUUUCUGUACGAAUACGCUUCAACAUGGAGCUUUUAAAAACAAGGCUGGCUCUGGUUUUCUUAGCACGGCUGGCUGUACUUGGGGCUGGGACUGCUAAUGCAGCGUUAGUGACAUUGGCUGUGCCCAUUCAGCGACAUUAAGAACACAUUGUUAACAAUCUUGGAUGAUCCAGCAUUCAUGACGUUGAAAGACGUUCAUGAUGUUGGACGUGUCCAUCCACUGGCAUUGCUAUGGCAGUGUUUCCAAUCUUGGUUGAGCCCUGUUGAUGGAAUUGCUAAAGAAGCAUUAGCGACAUUUGGAGUCCUGUUGCCAAAACACUGCUAACAUGCCACUAGUAAUGUUGGAUGAGCCCAUCCGCCGGCAUUUCUAACUCUGGUUAGAAUCCCGGUCAUGCAGCUUGCCGGAACCCUGAGAGAGCACAAUUGGCAUUGCUCUCUCUGGGUGGAUAGAUGGCACUCUUUCCCCUCAUCACUCCUAGGGUGAUGUCGAUCAGCAUGCGGCAUCUGUGAGCUGAUGUAUCAGAAACGCUUUCCUCCGAUGAGUCCAAUGCUAAUGCAGCAUUAAUGACAUUUGGAUGAGCCCUGUCGCCCAAACGCUGCUAACAUGCCGGUUGUGAUGUUGGAUGAGCCCAUCCGCCAGCAUUUUUACUCUGUGUUAACUAUCUGUCUUGGACGAUAUUGGUAACAAUGUGGGCUGGUAGAAGCAUAAAAACACACAAAAAACACUUUCUCCUCUUUGCAUUUAGUUAGCUAGUAUAUUCUGUUCCGUGCUAUUCGUGGGCAUGAUUAAACAACACAGAAAAUGGACAAAAAGAAACUGUGACGUUAGUGAUCAUUUGACCCUGCAGUGGAAAAUCAGCUUCAGUAUACAGCUAAAAUACGCAGCUGAUGUUCAUGGCAAUCUUAAGGAUGAUAUUGAUGUAUCCUUCAUUGCCUACAGGUACCUAUAAUUUUUUUGAUAAUGUACAAUAAUAAGAAGGAAAAAGAAAAACAGCACCUUAAAAAAUUAGCCUUUGAUGCAUAGUUCAUUUUAAGAUGUUUUAAGAUUUUAGGUCUUUUUUUUAUUUUAGGUCUUAUUAGACUUCAUAGGUCAGUCCUCCGCCUGCAGCCUAGGUCAUCACUUUACACAAUUUCAUGAACACAGAUCAUAACACUCCCAUACAAGUGUAUUUUUAUGAAUGCUGUAGCUAUUUUUUUAUUUUCAGCAGACCUGUUGUAAAAAAAAAAUUCUGUAUAACUUAAUAACCUUCAUCUCUUAUUCAGAACAUCGCUGUGUUCUGAUUUCUGAUGGCAGGUUCACACUACACAACUUCAGUCGUCAGAUUGUUGCAUCAUUCACACUAUUGUGGUCUCUCGUAAUCUAAUAGCUUUUAGUGGUUGUGGUUUGUACACUACACGACUGACCAUCAGGAGGAAGUCUUUACGAUUUACCAGUCUACAUGAUGUACGAAAAUGUGGCCUUUUUGACAUGAAAACAAACAAGAACUGAUGAGAUGACAAAUGCGAGACAUGGAUGUCCAUUGAAAUUUAGAGGGACAAGUUUUCUGUGUGCUGAUAUGCAGCAAAAACGCACAAAAGAAAAUGGAUAAAGAUGUUUAUAGACAUUAACUCCACCCUUAGAUUUACCUCAUUCUGUAUUGUGUAUCUGUAUUGCUGCUCUAACCUCCAGGCCCACUAAUUUAUAUUUAGAGUCACCAAUUGGUCCAUAUUUUAAACCUGCUAGAUAUUUGUUGAAGCCUUCGAGAACUAUAUUCGUGAAGCCUCUGAGCCAGCACAGAGUGAACUGUAAUUGUCUUUGGGUUUCUCAAAUCCAAGGCUUUUAUAAGCAAUUUCCAAAAACAACUGGAAAACAAACUGGAAUAUCUGUCCUAAAAUUUUGAAUUGUGAAACCUGGUGUGAGCUGGUUAAUGUUACAGGCAAGAACCCUAUGCAGAUAAGCCAUGGUGGACCAGACAACCAAUAACUGGGCGGUUCAGUCCAUGUGGAGAGUUUUACAGUUUUACAUUUGCAUUAAACCUGAUGCUGUCAACGUCUAUAUGUUUGUACACUGUUCAGAAAUCCACUUUUUUUUUUUUUUUUUUUUUUACUGUAGGCUUGAUCAUGGUAUUUUGGUGAUUUGGUGUAUUGGGCAUUUAUGUUGUGUAUAUAGUGUUGUAAAAUUGUAUAGUGUUGAUUUGUCAACACAAUAAAUGUUAACAGUUGUCAGAA
Astyanax mexicanus (Mexican tetra) is the source of this 6143-nucleotide messenger RNA. RefSeq names its product inositol-trisphosphate 3-kinase Ca (gene itpkca). Gene Ontology annotation, cellular component: cytoplasm; nucleus. Gene Ontology annotation, biological process: inositol phosphate biosynthetic process. Gene Ontology annotation, molecular function: inositol-1,4,5-trisphosphate 3-kinase activity; inositol tetrakisphosphate kinase activity. The transcript is spliced from 7 exons. Bases 385 to 1728 code for a protein of 447 amino acids. The record is from RefSeq and is a predicted model, not a curated record. Lineage: Eukaryota; Metazoa; Chordata; Actinopteri; Characiformes; Acestrorhamphidae.